Messenger RNA from Aureobasidium subglaciale EXF-2481, 2727 nucleotides. RefSeq lists its product as uncharacterized. Gene Ontology annotation, molecular function: DNA binding; zinc ion binding; DNA-binding transcription factor activity, RNA polymerase II-specific. The transcript has 3 exons. The record is from RefSeq and is a predicted model, not a curated record. The coding region runs from base 1 to 2727 and encodes 908 amino acids. NCBI's taxonomy places the organism in Eukaryota, Fungi, Ascomycota, Dothideomycetes, Dothideales, Saccotheciaceae. Gene Ontology annotation, biological process: regulation of DNA-templated transcription; DNA-templated transcription.
AUGUCUGCAAACUCGAACCUCUCUCCAACGCAGUCGUCUGAAGUCUCGCUGCCAGGACAAUCACGUCUGCCCUCUGCUCUGGCUCAGCCAUCGCCGCUACCACCUGCGCGGCCUCCGGUUCAUCUGUCGUCAUCCACGUCUUCGGCUUCGGCACCCGCAACGCUACGGGAUGCCCAUGGCCGCCUGCUGAAUCCUCGAUCGUGCGUAACAUGUCGUAAGCGUAAGGUCAAAUGCGACAAACUACACCCGUGCUCAAACUGCUCUCGCGCCCACAUCGAGUGUAUCUUUCCGACUCCUGGCAGGGCCCCUCGCAAAUCUCGCAAGGUCAGCGACCCGCGCGAUGCCGAGCUGCUGGACAGACUGCGCCGUCUCGAGGGCCUUGUCAAAGGCCUCGGUGUAGACAUCUCGAAUCCCGAAUCACUCCCUGAUGCGGCGCCCGAUUCGCACGUCGAAGAAGCCGACUUCCUCGAGCCUACCACAUCACAUCCCACCGUUCGCACAUGUCCGAAUCCACCCGACCAAACGCAACACAACAAGCGUGGAGAUGAUGAUGAUGAUACACAAUGGGCAGCAAAGAAUCGACUUGUAGACGAAUCUCGUAGCGCAAACUUCGAGACCAGAUUUGGACGUCUAGUCAUUAAUGAGGGCCGCUCGCGAUAUGUGAACAACUCCUUCUGGGCCAAUCUUAGCAAUGAAGUUGAGGAUCUCAAGGGUAUACUGAACCAGGAUACCGACGAUGAGGCCGACGACCCCUCGCCCACUCACUCCCUGCCUGAUCAGCAUCACGGCUGGAUCUUCAGUUUCAGUUCACAAAAUGUUGACCUCUUAUCCCUUCACCCUAUUGCUGGUCAAAUCGAGGCUUAUUGGAACGUCUUCAAAGAACGCGUGGACCCCCUCGUCAAAGUACUUCAUAUACCCACCAUUGAACCUACCGUCUUGGCAUCCGCUUCACACCUCGCCAAUCUCUCCAAGAGCUUCGAGGCUUUGUUGUUUGCCAUAUACUACGGUGCCACUACCAGUCUGUCAGAAGUCGACUGUCUGAAUAAACUCGGAGAAGAGAAAGGUCUGCUUCUUUCGCGUUAUAGAUUUGGUGUCGAGCAAGCUCUUGCGAGGGCAAGUUUUCUCACGACAGAAGAGAUGAUGGUGGUGCAAGCGAUCGUGAUAUUUCUUAUAUGUCUGCGCCGAAACAAUGAUGCCCGUGUCAUCUGGACUCUGACUGGACUCGUUGUCCGCAUCGCUCAGACACUCGGUGCUCAUCGCGACGGCCUGCAUUUCAAUCUACCACCCUUUGAGAUCGAGAUGCGGAGACGGCUGUGGUGGCAGAUAUGUAUACUGGAUGUGCGCGCUUCUGAGGAUCAUGGUAGCGAUCCAACCAUCACCGAACAAGUUUUUGACACCAAGAUGCCACUCAAUGUCAAUGACGAAGAUCUGUUUCCUGCCAUGAAGAAGCUACCGGAAGAGCGACAAGGAUGCACAGACAUGUCCUUUUGUCUGAUUCGAUUUGAGGUCGCGAACACUUUCCGUCGUCUCAAUUACAUCCCACCUGGUGAGCCUAGACAAUGCGGUGAUUUUUUCGCUUCAGUCACACUUGAGGAUAAGGAACGUUGGAUCAACGAAUGCCACAAGCGGCUCGAAGAACGAUACCUUCGGCAUGUAGAUACAUCGGUCCCAUUGUAUUGGGUCACUGCCACAGUCGCACGGUUGAUGAUGAGUAAGAUGUGGUUGAUGAUCUAUCAUCCCUACCAAAGAAAGGAUGGCGGCAAGAGCCUUUCUGAAGAAGUCCGAGACAAGCUUUUCAUCACAAGUUUGGAAAAUAUUGAGUAUGCUUCUCUCAUGGAGACAGAAUCACGUACAGAAAAGUGGAGUUGGCUGUUCAAAACAUACAUGCAGUGGCACGCGCUGGCGUUCCUGCUCGGCGAACUCUGCCAUCGCACAAGCGGUGCUCUAGUUGAUCGAGCAUGGAAUUCGAUCGAAAAGUGUGUCCAGACUAGUUGGAAAGAGGCAGUCACCAAGGAAGAGUCGCGCAGCGGCCGUCUAUGGAAACCACUGAUGAAGCUCCUCGCGAAGGCACGCAUGGCAAGAUCUCAGGCCAUACGAAAGAACGAGGCGAUCAGGCAAGCAACACCUCCAGGCAUGUCUCCGGCAAUUCCACAGCCUCACAUGGUCAGAGCACCGCUGAGCGUAGCGCAACUUUCCCGUUUCAUGCGCCCUCCCGUUUAUGGCACGCAACCUUUGGACUCAACUGAGUUGAUGAAUUCGCCAAAAAGUCUCGAAGCAGUAGUCCUCAGUGAAGACUCGAUGGACAUUUCACUCUUGGCGCCAGAGAUCGGAAGUAGUAUGGAGCAAGUUGCCUUGCCUAUGGACACAAACACAGGCAAUACUCCGCAAUCAGCAUAUGGAUCGUUCAGUAGUGCACCCUACCAAGGUCCGUCUCCACAAAUGACAGCAAUCAACAACUACCAAGCGACAAACCAACCAAUGAUCAAUGGAGAUUUAAACAUGAUUGGGAAUAAUACGACGCCUCCUGGUUUCAACAACAAUACAACGCCUCCUGGCUUCUCGCCAUUCGAUCCGGCGGCCGAUAUUGACUGGCAGAACUGGGACCAACUUGUGAGGCAAUUUGGCCUUGAGGACAAUGCAGCAGUAGUGAAUCCUGCUAAUGGCCAGUCUGUGAGCUGGGCCGGUAAUUGGGCUAACGGCAAUGUCAGCACUGGCGGGUGGUUCUGA